AUGCCACCGAUCAGACUGCCCUUUGGGCGUCUAGAAGGGUCGCUAAGGGUGAUGGAAGGCCUAGAAGACUGCCCCAUGCAUCCUCCCCAUUCCCCAUCCAGAGAGCAGGUUUCAGUGAUACCCUCUCCCGAGUCUCAUCAGCACCCCCCAACCGGCGUUAGCUCCACUCCCAAUACAGAAUGUGCAUUUGACAACUCCAUCAUACAAACUUGUAUGGUAAACCAAGCCUCUCCUUCAAUUCAAAUUCUGUAG
Messenger RNA from Protopolystoma xenopodis, 252 nucleotides. NCBI's taxonomy places the organism in Eukaryota, Metazoa, Platyhelminthes, Monogenea, Polystomatidea, Polystomatidae. The record is from the annotation of a GenBank genome assembly.